GUUCUCCAAUAGCUCUUGAAGACUAUUUGGAUAACUCAUAUAAUGAUGUACCAUCAGAUAUUCAUAAUUUGUUUUUAACUCAAUUAGCAGCUAGAACAUUUGAAAUUGAUGUACCAAAAUCAAAGAGACAAAAAUUAAAUAUUUAA
Dentiscutata erythropus is the source of this 146-nucleotide messenger RNA. Lineage: Eukaryota; Fungi; Glomeromycota; Glomeromycetes; Diversisporales; Gigasporaceae. The record is from the annotation of a GenBank genome assembly.